AUGCUUUCUAAACAGACCCUAAAUUUAAUUGAAAAAACAAAUAUUUUUGAAAAUUCAAUUAAAUGGAUUGCCUCAAAAGAAAAUGAAAAAAUAUCAAAAUUAUCUACAAAUGAGGCUCUAAAUUUAAUUGGAAAUAUAAUUUUCUUUGGGAAUUUGUUUAAAAAUUGUUUAUCCGUUUGUUUGUUGGAUUGGGCCUAUUUAGUUAAUAGAAUAUUGAAAUAUUGUGCUUUUAUUGUUACUGAUAAUAAGAAAAGUAAUUGUUGGCAUCACCCUUUGCUUGGAUGGACUUCUGAAAGAAUUGACGGAGGUUAUCAAUGGGCAUUUACCCGAAUGAUUAAACAAAUAUCUUUACUUUGGAGUAAAGAAAUGGUUGAAUUUCUUGCUAUAAAAUUUUUUACAAAUUUUGAUGAAGCAAAAUUGGCACAGCAACAAAAUAUGAAUAAAAGAAAAGAUUCAAAAUCUUUUGCAGAAAUUCCAACAUUUCCAACAAUAGACAACAAAUUAACUUCAGAUUUUUUGCAAAAAUUUAUUGGCAAAUUUGGUUCAAAAAAACACCAAGAAACUGUUGGAAGUAUACAAGCUGUUGCUCUACCUCCUUUUACUUCACCAAUAAUUUUUUGUCAACUUUAUCAAAAUGCUUUGUUGGCUUUUUAUAAUUCGAGGAUUGAAAUACUUUCAAGUUUAUCUCGCAACGAUUCUCUCGUUUUGGCCAAAUUAUGGCAUUAUAUAAACCCCGAUGUUAGCAAUACAGAAGGCUUUAAAACAUGUUUGGGCUAUUUGGUAACUGACCCAAGUGUAACCUCUCCCCAUUUUGCUCCACUUCAACUUUUUGGGGAAAUUGCUUAUUCUUUAAUUUCAAUUUUAGACGAAAAGGAAAUGUAUGAAACUGAGAAGCCUUUUACUAGAAUACAACUUUGCCAAAUUGCAACUUUUGCCAAUCGGUUUUGUUUUCAUGCAAUUUGGGAUUCGCUUAUAGACUUUGAAAAUCGAAGGUCUUCAUUACUUUUCACCAGUAUGUAUAAUCUACUAAAUAUCCUUUUUAAUCGUGAUUGUAGAAGACAAUUUACUCCAUCAAAAAAUUUUUGGACAAUUCCAGAAAUUAGUUUCAAAGCAUUUGUGACUGAAUUUGAAAGGAAUGAAAUUUCUAAAAGAGCACAACUUUUAAUGGAAAAAAUGCCUCAUAUAAUUCCGCUUCGCGACAGAAUUUUUCUUUUUCGAAAAUUUAUACAACAAGAUAAAGAAUCAUUUUCUAACUCUAAUACAAUUAUUACUGUUGAAAGGUCGAGGAUAAUUGAAGAUGGUUAUCGCCAACUCGGAGGAAUUAACCCACACAUAUUAAAAGGAAUAAUUCGUGUUAAAUUUAUUAAUCAACAAGGAUUAGAUGAGGCAGGAAUUGAUCAGGAUGGGGUUUUUAAAGAAUUUCUUGAACAAAUUUUGAAAAAAGUAUUUAUUCCAGAGCUUAAUUUAUUCAAGUAUACUCAUGAUAAAAUGUUAUAUCCUUCUCCAACCUCAAAUAUCCAAGAAAAUCAUUUGGAGCUAUUUAAAUUUGUUGGUUGUUUGCUAGGAAAGGCUAUUUAUGAAGGAAUUUGUGUAGAUGUUCAAUUAGCUCCAGUUCUUUUAGCUUCAGUUUUAAAUAAAAAAUUAUAUCCAUUUGAUGAACUUGCAAGUUUGGACCCUUUACUUUACAAAAAUUUGACUUAUGUAAAACAUUAUAAUGAAAGUGAAGAUGUUGAGGAUUUGGCGUUGACUUUUUCUUUUCAGGAGAAAUUUCUGGGAAAGAUUUAUACCCACGAGUUACUUCCUGGUGGACGUGAAUUAAAAGUAAAUAACGAAAAUAGAAUUUCCUAUCUUCAUCUUUAUUCCCAUUAUCGAGUUAUUAAGCAAGUUAAAAACCAAACAAUUUAUUUUGUUAACGGUUUUCGUUCUAUUAUUAAAGAAAAAUGGUUGACUUUAUUCAAUACACAUGAACUUCAAUUUUUAAUUUCUGGUCAAUUAAGUGAUAUUGAUUUGGAUGACCUCAAAAAACAUGUUCAAUAUUAUGGAGGAUUUCAUAGCAAUCACAGACUUAUUAGAUGGUUUUGGUCUAUUGUACAAAAUGAUUUUAGUUGCGAGGAAAGACAUUUAUUUUUAAAGUUUGUCACAAGUUGUUCUCGUCCACCACUUCUCGGAUUUGCUUAUUUAGAACCUCCCUUCUCCAUUCGUUGUGUUGAAACUUCUGAUGAUUUAGACCAUGGGGAUACUUUGGGAUCUGUAAUUAGAGGAUUUUUAGCAAUAAAUAAAAGGAAGCAACCGACAAAUGAACGUCUCCCAACUGCCUCAACUUGUUUUAAUUUGUUGAAGGUUUUUUUUAUUAUUUUUGGGGUCUAUCCGGUUAUCACGCUCCCUCUCUAUUUUUUACUUUUCCUCUCUGUUUUUUUUUAUUUUUCUGAAAAAAAAUUAAAAAUAGUCAAGGACUCAUAA
Molecule: messenger RNA, 2460 nt
Organism: Meloidogyne enterolobii
Lineage: Eukaryota; Metazoa; Nematoda; Chromadorea; Rhabditida; Meloidogynidae
Source: the annotation of a GenBank genome assembly